Messenger RNA from Spathaspora passalidarum NRRL Y-27907, 1256 nucleotides. RefSeq lists its product as uncharacterized. The transcript has a single exon. Bases 46 to 918 code for a protein of 290 amino acids. Lineage: Eukaryota; Fungi; Ascomycota; Pichiomycetes; Serinales; Debaryomycetaceae. Gene Ontology annotation, molecular function: protein binding. The record is from RefSeq and is a predicted model, not a curated record.
UUUGAAUCCCAUUCCACCACUACCGUUCAAGAGAAAACUUAUGAAAUGUGUAUUAAAUAUUACGCUAACGCGAGCGAGUAUUGGGAUAAUAAUAAUUUUAAGAAUUAUGAAAUCAAAUUAAUCAAGACUGUUAGAGAAAUCACUCCUGGAGCUAAUAUUGAACAACAUAAAGCUAAGCCCAAAUAUUCAAAUUCAUAUCUUAAGCGAGUUGCAUCGGAUUCUCAAAUUGAAUUACAUAAGAAUGAAAUUAUGAAUAGAUUGAAUGAUGAAGUAGAAGAAGCCAAACGCAAAGAACAAGAGAAGGAAGAAAAGGGAGAAGGUGGAAGUGAAAGUGAGGAUGAAGAUGAAGAAGGUUUAGAUGAUGCUAAAUCCAGUGCAUUGUUUAUUAAUGAUAAUUCUUCGGACUUGAACGAUUUUGUCAAGAAUAAUUAUUAUUUGUCAUCGCCAUUAUUAUCUUCUUUGUAUAAGAAUCCUGAUGGUAAUGAAGAAUACUUGAAGAAUUCCGAAGAUGCAAAGAUCAUCUCGCCUUCUCCGCAACCAAGCAUACCAUCCCUGAAAUUUAGAGCUAAAUUUCAAAAUCAAUUAUCCGAAAGUCAAAAACAACUCGAUACAUCUGAAUUUAACAGAUUUGGAUUUAAUUGGGUUGAUGAAGAACAACAGAAGCAAAAUGAAGCUACAAGCAACCCAUCUAAACCACAAAGAACAAGCCCACUUUCAAGAAAUAAAUUUAUGAAUUCCAAAUCAUACAAGGAAUUAUUAGACAACUAUUGUUUCUUUUCUUCUAGUAAUGAUGAAAAUCAUUCACCAGAUGCGGAACUCCCAUAUCCUAAUACUAGUAUCAAUGGAAAUGGCAACGGCAAGCCAUCAAGCAAUGGUGGCGGGAAUUCGUACACAGUUUCUUCAUUCUUGGGAACUUAAUUUUUUACAGUUUACAAAUAGAGGACAAGGUAAAACAACAAAAUAGAUUAUUAAAAACUACAACGACGAAAUUUAUCUUGGUUAAAUUAUAGAAACGGUUGGUGAUUGUUUUACUUGUCUCAACUAAUUGAAGAAGAUGUGUGUAUGUUUUUUUUUACGUUUGCAUUUUGUAAUAUGCUGAUCAUGUGUGUUAUGAAGAUGAUUUCUAUUAUUAUUUAAAACAUUGAAAGUUUUUAGUUUUGCAUGUAAAGAAUCAGGGGUUGAGUCCCUGUUCCUAUUCCUCAUAUAUAUUUUUUUUUGUAUAUAAACUGUUAAUGAUAUAUACUGUUUAGUGUGUG